GGCAUUUUCGCUGUUGGUUUCUUUCAUUCAAAACCCCACCGCCCUUUAGCCCACUCUCUCGCCCCUUUGCUUUCUCUCUCUGCGUUUCAGAUCGAUUUCUCAGAGGCUGCGAUCGGUUUCCAUUCUUCGGCUUCACUCCGAAACUCAUUUUGAGGUCAAAUGAAAGCUAUGGAGUCAGAGAAGUCACAUUCACAGUGGUUGGACAAUCACAUUAGUCCAAAAAAUUCUAAAUGGCUAGCCGAAAAUCUUGAGGAGGUGGAUCAGAGCGUCAAAGAAAUGCUUAAACUGAUUAAAGAAGAUGGAGAUUCUUUUGUUAAGAAGGCUGGGAUGUAUUAUGAAAAGAGGCCAGAGUUGAUUGCUCAUGUAGAGGGAUUCUACCGCAUGUAUAGGUUGCUGGCUGAGCGUUAUAAUCAUCUGACUGUAGAAUUAUACAAGAAUGUGCCACCAGUGCCCCAAACGCAGAAUCCUGCUAUUUCUCACCGUGGCUCUGACCAAGACACUCCCUUUGUGACUCCUGAUCAGAAAUUGAGCCUGAAAAAAUUUGGACAGCAAAGUGUUGGCUUUGACUUAUUUCUAAGUGUUACUGGUGGUAGUUCUGAUCUAUCUCAAAAGGAAGGUUCUGAAUCUUCAUCAUUUGUGUCAGAUUCUGAGUCAGAAUUGUCUGAUUCCUCCAUUUACAGGCAUUCAAGCCCGCAUAUGUCUGGUGAAUGCAAAGAGGUGAAGCAAAAGAUUUUUGAAAUGGAGAUUGAGCAUCCAAACGGGAAAGAGAUGAUACAAGAGGCCAAGAAGGAGAAUGCAGAUGAUGAGCUGGAGUUAGAGGAAAAUGGAGAUUAUGCAACUUUGCUUACAAGAGCCACCGAGUACAAGCAGGGGUUGAAGGAGUUGAAUAAGAAGCUUCAGCUUUCUGAAGAACAAGUCAAAAAGUUGACUGCUGAGCUCAAGAAGAACGAAGCAUUAACUGUGCUUAUUAGAGAUUUGCAGAUGCAACUUGAAUUAGCAAAGAAAAAUAUCAAGAUGCGAGAGGUUGACCAUGAAACGGAGAAAACAAAAGUGUCGGACCUACAAAAGGGAGUAGCCAAGUUAGAAGCUCAGGUUUCAGAUUCCAGUCACAAGAUUAGGUCAUUGGCAGAUGAGUUGGAAAAAGCGAGAGAAAAGCUCAAGGUUUCCGAAUAUGAAAUUGAAAAACUUUGCAAUGAAAAAUCUCAAGGCACAAAUGAAUUGCAAGGCCAGCUUGAAAUAGCUCAGAAACAUAUAGCGAUGUUGGAAGGCAAGCUCAGUUCAGAGAAAAUGCUGGUUCUGGAGCUGCAGGAUAGAGUUUUUAGUCAAAUGGCUGAUGUAACUGAUCGUGAACUGGAGAUCAAGGGCUUGAAUACUGCGCUAGCUGAUACCCAGAAAACCUUUCUGUUGGAGAAAGGAAGGCUCAAUUCUGAUAUUACUGCUCUGUCAGAACAACUGGCUCUUCUAGGGGCAAGACUCAAGGCAUCAGAAAUGCAAAGCAAAUCAUUGGAGGAUGACAUCAGGCGAUGCGAAGCUGAGAAGGAAGCAAUGAAAUGUUCACAUGAAACACAACAGAUUGGUUUUCAGAGCGAAAUUGAGCAACUGAUGGCCGAUGUUGGUUGGAGAAAUAAACAUGUGGAAGCUUUGAACAAAAAUCUUGACAUACUAAAACUGAAAUAUGAUACUCAAAUGGCAGAGAAAGACGGCCUCAACGCUAAGGUUCAUUCACUAGUUGCAGAGAUGGGUUCCAGAGACAACCAGAUCCAACAGCUGGAGCUGCGUCUGCAUCAGGUGAAUAAAGAGCGCACAGAGCUGAUUACUGGAUCCGAAUGCGCACAGAAUUUGGUCAGUGAACUAAAACUGAAAGUGGGAGAGCUGGAGAAAGAGGUGGACAGGCAGAGUGCUAUGAUCUUGGACAGAGCUGAGGAGAAAAGGGAGGCUAUCCGGCAGCUGUGUUUCUCUCUGGAGUAUUAUAGGAAUGGGUAUCAAGAACUCCUCAAGGCGUUCAUCGUGCAUAAGCCCCAUGCUGUGUUGGCUUCCUAAACAUCAGUGUGGAAGGUAAGCUUGAAAGUUGCUGCUUUAUGUUGCGUUUGUGUUGGCAGAUACCUUUGUAUACAUAUAUAUCCCUGUUGCAAGUCUUGAACCUUGUGCGUUUGUUUUUAGUGUUCAAAUUGAAAUGGGUUGUAGAUGGUGUUUCAUGUUUGUGCCAACAGUCUAAUCGAUCUGGAUGCUACUGAUGAGCACCAGAUUGUGCAUACUGAAGAAGCUCCCUCAGUUUUGUUGAAA
Molecule: messenger RNA, 2283 nt
Organism: Diospyros lotus (date-plum)
Lineage: Eukaryota; Viridiplantae; Streptophyta; Magnoliopsida; Ericales; Ebenaceae
Product: protein NETWORKED 4A-like
Exons: 3
Coding region: 160-2040 (626 amino acids)
Cellular component (GO): vacuolar membrane
Molecular function (GO): actin binding
Source: RefSeq, a predicted model, not a curated record